CACAUUUCUCCCGGCAUUCACUCACAAUGUCCAGCAAAUAUAUGCUAUACUGUCGUCAGCAAAGUGUAAGAAGCUGGAAAAGAACGUUGCAUUAAGAACAAUGUCAUACACUCUUGGUACUUCCAAGCAGCAGCGAAAGCACAGUUAGUGUUGCAUCGUCGGCCGUGAAAGAUGGAGACAAACGGAAAGUGGUUGUGGAAGAAGACUGAGACCGAAAAGUUAUUCGAAGUUUUUGCCGUCAGUUACCAGCUCACCAUCGUCACUUGCGAACCCCUGCUUGAAGCACAGGUCAUCCAGGCUCUCACCCAUUUCCAAAGGAAAGUACCCCUUCUGAGGACCUGUUUUAGUGAGCGAAAUGGAGAGACGUGGCUCAGAGAGAUGACACAGGAGAUAAUAGACUUCGAGUUACUUAUAGAUAACACAAAGGACGAAGAUCUACACGCCAGAUUACAGGGGUACAACUUCAAUAAAGAGACAGGUCCUUUAUGGUGCGUGAAGCUGAGACCAGAAUCGCAUUCUUCAGCAGAGGGGGUAUCCAGGGAAGGCAUUUCAGGAUUUCCUCACAUGUAUUCGCUGUUCCUGGGCAUUAAUCAUGCUAUCACUGAUGGCACUACGAACGCCAUCAUUUGCGGAUACCUCAUCCAGAUCCUUGACAAUGUUUUGGCAGGAAAACAAAUCGACGAAGAGGAACAGCUCGGGAUUUUCAUAUCAGAUGAAAAGACGAUUAAAGCAGUACAGGAACAAGUAGCAUUCGUGAAAGAUAAUCCUGAAAUCCUGAAGACAUUGGAAAAAGACCAUCAGGUACUACAGGGAAGGCGGUCGAUUUUCAAAAACACUUUCAAAGGAGUUGCAAAGGAAGAAGCACGAACUUUGUUUAUGACACAGAAUUUGGACAGUGAAACUACUGCUGCCUUCAUCAAGCGGUGUCGUGCAGAAGGCGUCACCGUCAACUCUGCUUUCAUAGGAAUAGCUAACUUUGCGUUAGUGGAUCUGCUGGUGCAAGGAGGCCUCGAGCGGGAUUCGUAUAGUAUUCGCAGUUCACACGUCCUCAACGCCCGCCGCUACAUGGAAGGUGAUGCUUCUCAGUACCUCGGGUGUCAUCUCACGAUCCUGAACGUGAUUUUCGAAACACCACGAAGCUUUAGUGAAAGCUUUUGGAGAUAUGUAAAGCCCAUUCAGGAGGAAUUUCAAACGAAAAUCAAAAGUGGUUAUGCUCUGCAAAUAGAGGGAACAAAAGGCCUCGUGUCAAAUACUUCAGAUUUCGACCCCACUUUCGAGUUCGAUUAUUGCAUCACCAACAUGGGAGACGUGACGCAGAGGGUAACGGAGGGCGGAGAUCACGUGCAGGUAUUGCAACUCCUAAGGACUGCGGAAAUAAGUAGAGUUCCGAUAGCACUAAGUAGUUUUCUACACACUUUCCUUGGCCGCUUCACCCAUACUCUAGCCUACAACACAUCGCUUGUCACCUCACAAAUGGCAGAACUGUAUUACGAUAAGAUAGACUAUUAUCUUCGAGCAUCACUACAAAUUUAAAGGAAUAUUUUAUAGCUAUGUUCACUUAGCAUUUACCCCUUUACGUUAUACUGCCGAAUACUUUAUCGUCUGUGUAAGUAGAUUAAGAAAGAGAAAGCAGAAGAAUGAUAUACAAAUGCUAUACUUUGGAUGAUAUGGCAUAGCAAAGUAAUGACAUAUGAGAAAUGAGAGUACUUAUAGGCAACUAAUGUUUAUUGAUAUGUAUAAGGAAUUAUAACUAAGGAGUAAUUAUACGAAUGAGCAUCACAGUAAGAUCCAUAAGAUUACUGAAAAAUGUCAAAUGAAAUUAGAUUAACUAAAAUUUAUUGCAUUAUCCUCUUCCACGUUUUACCCAAAAGAUCUAAAUACAUAAUAAGAUAAGCUUACGUGUGGACAAAGGUAAUUUACCAGCGACAGAAGCUUUAUUUGGGCGAGUUGUUUUUUCUGGUACAAAAUUUCUUUCUCAUAUAGUACACUAUGACUAAUAUUUAUUUAAUGGAUUGUUACACCAACCUCAUUGUCAGCACAGUUGGAUAGUAUUACCUGAUUUAUAUGUUUCAAAUAUGACAUUUAACAUUACUUCUAAGAGGUGGUCCAUUUU
Molecule: messenger RNA, 2113 nt
Organism: Penaeus monodon (black tiger shrimp)
Lineage: Eukaryota; Metazoa; Arthropoda; Malacostraca; Decapoda; Penaeidae
Exons: 5
Coding region: 172-1533 (453 amino acids)
Source: RefSeq, a predicted model, not a curated record